Prorocentrum cordatum is the source of this 1089-nucleotide messenger RNA. The record is from the annotation of a GenBank genome assembly. Lineage: Eukaryota; Dinophyceae; Prorocentrales; Prorocentraceae.
AGCCAUUUUGGCUGAAGCCGGCUGCGGGGCUGGGUCGGCGCGCGUCCCGUUCGCGCGACACCUGGGCCUGGCAUGGCGACGGUCGACGGCCGCUCCCGCAUGGAGGCUCUGGCACCGCUGGUUCGCGCGGCUGUCGCUGGAGCCGCCGAGGGCGGCGGAGGGCGCCACCUCGUGGCGGCGGCGGCGGCGGCGGCGAUCCGCGCGGGCGUGACCCUGCUCGAGGCGCCGCUGGAGACCGCCGUGGACAAGGACGUCGCGGUGCGCGAGGCGUUGGCACGCCCGCGCCUCCGCAUCCAGGUGGCGGCUGGGCUCGAGGGCUCCGAGCCCCGAGCCUCGGGCAACUGGGCCUUGCACAACGACUUCGGAAAAGGCGCCGACGCAGCGCCUGACUCACCGCAGGAGGCCAAGCGCAGGGCCCGCGGCCCGCGCAAGAGAGGCCGCCGCAGGGUUGGCUCAGCGAUGUCGACCGACUCGUCGGAGAAGGUCGGGACCUCGCACACGGCGGACGAGCUGUCGGAGCAGGCCAACGCUGGCUCGACGGGGGCCGUCAAAGACAACGACGUAGGCGACGACAUGACCCUCGGGCACGUGGUGGUGGAGCUCUGCACGGAGAAGGCCUUCGUGGGCCUCAACACGACGAGCGACCAGGAACUCGUCGACCGCCCGAUGGAGCCCGAUGCGAAGCUGGAGUCAGCUUGGAGGAGGACCUCACCCAGAAGACCCUCGUCCUGCACGCCGCGGCAGCGACCGUCGCGAAGAUCGAGGACGACCUGGCCGCGGCCAUGAAGGCGGCCAACAUCGCCACCCACGAUAUGCUCGUGGUGCAGAAGCUCAUCAAGGAGAGGGGCUACGACGCCGUCCAGCCCGGCGCUCUCGGUGCUCCUGAUGGGCUUCGUGAUCCUCAGCGGGUGGGCACCCGUUAACAGCCCUCCGGAUGUCUUCGGCGGUUUCCUGGUCGUCGCGCUGCUCGUCGGCACGCUCGCUUCCGGUCCACGCGGCACCCGUCGGCCUGUCCAUGGACCUGUUCGGCGAGGGCCUCGUGUGCCCGUGCGUUCGGACUUCCGUUCUCCGUCAUUUGGAAUAGCUCUG